Molecule: messenger RNA, 1610 nt
Organism: Brassica oleracea var. oleracea
Lineage: Eukaryota; Viridiplantae; Streptophyta; Magnoliopsida; Brassicales; Brassicaceae
Product: ectonucleotide pyrophosphatase/phosphodiesterase family member 3-like
Exons: 1
Coding region: 58-1464 (468 amino acids)
Cellular component (GO): vacuole
Source: RefSeq, a predicted model, not a curated record
GUAUCUUCUAUUUUGUUUGUAAAGAAGUUACACUUUAGCUACACCAGAGAAGAAGCAAUGAUCUCCGGCAACACAUUAUCAGCUAAGAACCACAAAGCUUUACUACCAGAAGAAGACCCACCAAGCCAAUCGAUAGCACCUCAAGACAACAACAACGGAGCUUCUUCCACUAUCUCCAUCUCAAGCUGCUUCAUCUUCACAUCUCUCCUUAUCAUCACCUGCGUCACUCUCUCUGCCGUUUUCGCCUUCGUAUUCUUCUCUUCCCACACACUCAAGAAACUCGACAAGCCCGUGGUUCUAUUGAUAUCCACAGACGGGUUUCGUUUCGGGUACCAACUCAAGACCAAACUACCAAACAUACACCGGUUAAUCACCAACGGAACAGAAGCAGAAACCGGUUUAAUCCCGGUUUUUCCAACACUAACUUUCCCUAACCAUUACUCUAUCGUCACAGGACUGUACCCUGCGUACCACGGCAUCAUCAACAACAAGUUUACGGACCCUGAAACAGGGAAUGUUUUCACAAUGGCUAGCCACGAGCCAGAGUGGUGGUUAGGCGAGCCGCUGUGGGAGACAGUAGUGAACCAAGGGCUCAAGGCAGCUUCUUACUUCUGGCCUGGCUCUGAGGUACACCAAGGCUCUUGGGAUUGCCCUAAAGGUUUAUGUCAAAACUACAAUGAGUCUGUUCCUUUUGAUGAUAGGGUUGAUACCAUCUUGAGCUACUUUGAUUUGCCUAGUAGCGAAAUCCCUAGCUUCAUGACGCUUUAUUUCGAAGAUCCGGAUCAUCAGGGUCACCAGGUUGGCCCUGACGAUCCUCGGAUCACUGAAGCUGUAGUCAACAUUGAUCGUAUAAUCGGUAGAUUAAUCAAUGGGUUGGAGAGAAGAGGGAUCUUUGAGGAUGUGACUAUGAUCAUGGUUGGUGACCAUGGAAUGGUUGGGACUUGUGACAAGAAACUCAUCUUUCUUGAUGAUCUAUCUCCAUGGAUCAAGAUCCCUAGCAGCUGGGUGCAUGACUACACUCCCUUGCUAGCUAUUAAACCGCCUUUGGGCCACAAUGCGUCAGACAUAGUGGCUAAGAUCAAAGAAGGUUUGAACUCAGGUGAAGUAGAGAACGGUAAGUACUUGAAGGUUUAUCUCAAAGAGGACUUACCUAGCAGGCUGCAUUACACAGAGAGUGAGAGGAUCCCACCUAUCAUAGGACUAGUUGAUGAAGGCUUCAAGGUUGAGCAGGAGAGGAGUGAAGCUUAUAAAGAGUGUGGUGGAGCUCAUGGGUAUGAUAAUGCUCUCUUCUCGAUGAGGACUAUAUUCAUUGGGCAUGGUCCUAUGUUUGCUAAAGGGAGGAAAGUGCCUUCUUUUGAGAAUGUUGAGAUAUAUAAUGUGAUUAGUACGAUUCUAGGGCUUAAGGCUGCACCAAAUAAUGGAUCUAAUGAGUUUCCUUCAAGCGUUCUCUUGCCACGCACGUAAGUAGAGUAAGUGUAAGUUCAUUGUUCUGUUAAUAAAAGGCAGCCUAGAAUCUACGGCUGCGUUUUCAGGCCGCAGCAAACGCGAAACACAUAUGCGCGCCUUUGAUCUAAUAGACGUUUUAUGCGUUUUGAUCUAUAUGUUUUUUC